AUGUCGGUGGCUGGUGGCACGAUUGCCCUGUUUGCGACCUGCAUUGCGAUCUACCUGUCCAUCGGCAGUGGCAGUGUGCCAUUUCCCUUAAUGAUAAUCCUUUUUGGCAUCUUCGGUCAUAGCCUGGGUUAUUGCGAUAACGCCGGAAUAUCGACGAGUGUCCAAAACUUUUCGGAGCACAAAGGCAGCGCGGUAGGCCUUAUGAAGGCAAUGGAAGGACUCACUGCAGCAGUUGUUAGCACAGUCUUCUACAGCAUCUACUCGGAUGAGGAUCUGGAUACUUUCCCUCUCUGGCUGGCUUUCAUGGCCCUGGGGGUAGGGGCUUUCAGCGUGCCUCUGAUCGCCUUCACGAACAGCCCUGACAAGGAAGAUGCGGAGACUGUGUCCAAGAAGUUUUCGUUCCUUACCGUGGCGCUUUUGGCAUACACGGCAUUCUGUGCAGUUGUUGCGUAUAACAAAGCGUAUACGCUGCCGGUGGCCAUGGCCGUUGCCGUGCUGCCUUUUGGGCUUUUUGCCCUUGCCUGCCGUGCCGACAGUGGAGCUCACUCGUCCAGCGACGCGGUGGUGGCUAUCCAGCGCCCAAACCUAUCUGCAUGGGAGAUGAUUCAAUGUGUCGACUUCUACCUCUUGUAUUUCACAUUCGUCUCGCUCCAGGGCUCUGGCAUCAUGUUUUCCAACAACUUUGGCCAGAUUGUAAAGUCUGUUUCUAACGACGCAUCGGCCUCCAGCGCAGUGUAUGUUACGAUUUUCUCGAUCUUCAACACUUUUGGGCGCGUGUUCAUUGGAUUCGGCUCCGAGUCCGUGAAGCAAACCCUGAACCGGCCAUGGUUCCUAGUGAUCUCAUCUGCGCUGAUGUCGCUGGGCUUGGCCGUUCUGCAGAUUGGUGAGGGUUUCCUUGGCUUCAGUGCUGCGGCAGUUGGUUUUGCCUUGGGAGGGACCUUUGCGUUGCAAGCAGUCGUGGUUGAGGAGAUUUUUGGCCCGGAGGAAAUGCCCAUCAAGUACAGUUAUUGCUUCACUGCUGCAUCGGUGGGGUCCCUGCUGCUGAGUGAUCUGCUCGCGGGCUGGCUUUACGAUGCGGCCGCGGAGCAUCAAGGUCAGUCUGUAUGCCUUGGCACGAGCUGCUUUGGUGUCACGUUUGCGGUUACCGCACUGGGCUGUGCGGCAGCAGCUUUAUCUGUUGCAGCCGUGGCCAUCCGUUCCAGAGGAACGUAUGUUCAGCUCCGGGAGAGGCGACCUCUCCUAAUGGCAACUGAGGCCGCACUUCUUUGA
Messenger RNA from Symbiodinium pilosum, 1269 nucleotides. The record is from the annotation of a GenBank genome assembly. Lineage: Eukaryota; Dinophyceae; Suessiales; Symbiodiniaceae.